AUGGGGUCAACAGCGUUGGGUAGUUCUUCAACUAUAACUUGGCCGCAAACCACAACGUUGAGUGCAAGCUUUCCGGACUAUACAGCCUCUGUCGACCCUACAGCUAUUUCUGAUUCUGAGUUCGGUUCUGAGACUUCGACUUCGCCAAGUAGUUUUGGUUCAACCUUGGCUGAUGUAACGACAAUCGAGGAUUCGACUACCACGAGGGCCACUAUCACCAUCUCUACUGAUAAAUCGGAACUAAGCAACAGCUUGACUUCAGCCAGCACCUCUAACUCAGGCGUUAUUAGUGCUUCGAUUGGUACUACUGAUACAGCAACUUCAAUCAUUCCCACCACAUCCAACAAGUCGACUGCAAUCGCCGAUGCAGCUACCUCUGCUCACUCAACUUCAGCCGAGCUUAGAACAUCGACUGACACUACCGUAUCAUAUGCAACAACCGAGACAGUCAGCUCAGGAGACAGCAGGGUCUCAACCGAUACUUCCACUACUGAUAUCAGCACAUCCAACGGAUCUACUACAACCAUUGAUGCCACAACUGUGACUAGUGAAGCACCCACAAGCAUUGACGCCACCACAACCCUGAUUACAUCCUUAUCAUCAUCCGAAAGCACGUCGACAACAGAGAGCCUAUGGACUUCAACAACCUCAUCAGCAUCAUGCCCCGUUGUCUCAGUUUCUAUCGAAGACCCAAGCUUUGAGGGGGACAAUACGGGCGAGAACAGAUGGGACUAUAUGGGGCAGUUCGCCGGUAUUGCUGUACCAUUUCAACAAAAGAGCAGCACCUCUCAGGACGUACCGCGUGCUCACAGUGGCGAACAGUUUGCACUUGUCAGCUCAGGACCAGGCUCUACCCUUGGAUCUGAUAUGUGGAGGCCCAUAUCCCUAGACUCGACAAAGAAGUACCAAGUCUGGUUCUCAUAUGCUCCUGUCUCUGACCCUGAUCAAGAUUGGGAUUUUUCCUUCAUCAUCGCCACUCAGAGAUAUGGUCAUGUCCACAAAGAGACUGUCUUUGUUCCGAAAGGCGCUCCUUUCAAAUACGUUCAACGCACUGCGAUCUUCCAAGGAGCAACGGACGACCACCUCUAUGCCUUUAUCAGAGUUAACAACCAGGCUGUCGCUCGUUAUGUAGCUAUCGACGACAUCUAUAUCCAUGUCGAUGUUUCAGGGGAGCGUCGAGAUGUGUGCCCGAGCAUGUCUGGAGGAUGA
Molecule: messenger RNA, 1209 nt
Organism: Fusarium odoratissimum NRRL 54006
Lineage: Eukaryota; Fungi; Ascomycota; Sordariomycetes; Hypocreales; Nectriaceae
Exons: 3
Coding region: 1-1209 (402 amino acids)
Source: RefSeq, a predicted model, not a curated record